This is a messenger RNA of Varanus komodoensis (Komodo dragon), 1632 nucleotides long. RefSeq names its product solute carrier family 2, facilitated glucose transporter member 11-like. NCBI's taxonomy places the organism in Eukaryota, Metazoa, Chordata, Lepidosauria, Squamata, Varanidae. Gene Ontology annotation, biological process: monosaccharide transmembrane transport. Gene Ontology annotation, molecular function: hexose transmembrane transporter activity. The record is from RefSeq and is a predicted model, not a curated record. Gene Ontology annotation, cellular component: membrane.
AUGAACACACUGCAACGAGUGCUUCAGGGCAAGUGCUUGAUCCUAACAGUUUGUGCUGCUGGAAUUGGAGGCACUUUCCAGUAUGGCUGCAACCUCAGCUUCAUCAAUGCCCCAGUCAUCCAUAUCCAGAGCUUUAUGAAUGAAACAUGGCUGGGGCGCACUGGCACCCCCUUAGCAGGAUGGAUGAUCACUCUUAUCUGGUCCUUCAUUGUCCCCGUGUAUCGUCUGGGAGGACUCACAGGAGCCCUCAUUGCUGGUCCCAUGGCAAUUAACCUGGGAAUGGUCAAGCAUCUCCGGAGGAAAAGCUCUGCAGUCCCACAGGGACUAGCCGUCUUCCCAUCACUUGCUGCUGCUGCUUCUGCUGCAGACUUUGGUGGGUGUCAGCAUGAUGUGGAGCAGGGACACCCGUCCUUGCCAAGUGCUGCUCAGUUGCUUAAGAAAUCCUUGUUGGUAAACAACAUGUUUGUGGUCCUUGCUGCAGUUUUGGCGGGAUUCAGCUGGAUCGCAAAAUCCUUUGAAAUGAUCUUACUAAGUAGAUUUUUUGCACGAAUAAAUUCUGGGGUGGGCAUGAAUGUUCAGCCCGUGUACUUGGGCGAAAGUGCUCCCAAGGAGCUCUGUGGUGAUGGCGUGGUGCUGGGGCAGGUCCUUGGACUAAGAGAAAUGUUAGGAGCAGAUGAGAACUGGCCUUUUCUUCUAGCAAGCAAUGUAUUACCUGGUCUGAUCCAGCUUGUGCUUCUGCCCUGGGCACCCAAAAGCCCCCGGUGCUUAUUGAUUGACCAGGGAGAUCAGAUUCCCUGCAUCUGUGCUUUGCGACAACUGCGGGGUAAUGAUGACUUUAGCAGCGAGAUGACUGAGAUGCUGGCUGAACAGAUGGCCAUCCAAAGAGCCAAGGCACCAUGGGAGCUGUUCUGUGAUUCAGCAAUGAGGUGGCAGCUAAUCACCAUAGUUGUCCUUAGUAGUGCCAUGCAGCUCUGUGGGAAUGACCCAAUGUACUUCUAUGCUCCCUAUAUUUUCCAAGAAGCUGGGAUCCCAGAUGACAAAAUCCAGUACGGCAUUAUUGGCACAGGAACCUGUGAGCUGAUAACAUCUAUGAUAUGCUGAGUUUUCUGUGAUAUUUUGUUCCAAAACCUGAUCAUAGAGUACGUUGGACGUAGGGUGUUGCUGAUAGGAGGCUACAGCCUCAUGGCAGUGUGGGCCAUUGUCUUCAUGGUGGCCUUGUCCCUGCAGGAUGAACUCACCUGGAUGCCUUACCUCAGCACGGCCUGCAUCUUUGCUUACAUCCUGAGCUUUGGCAUUGGACCAGCUGGUGUGACAGGAAUAAUCCCCAUGGAGAUUUUUGACCAGGUGACCCACCCAACUGCUUACAUGAUCAAUGGUGCUCUGCUCUGGAUGAAUUUAUUUCUGGUGGGCAUGGCAUUUCCUUUCAUUGUGGAAGCUCUGGGGUAUUACUGUUACCUUCCUUUCUUCAUCGUUUGUGUCUGCACUGCUUUCUAUGCCAGUUUCUUCUUCCCUGAGACAAAAGGGAAAACUCUUCUGGAAAGCUCAGAAGAAUUCAACAAGCGCAACUUCAAAACUAAGAACUGUGAGAAUUCUUGGACACAUCCUGAUAACCUCCAGUCUACCAUGCUGUAA